This is a messenger RNA of Amblyraja radiata (thorny skate), 6580 nucleotides long. It is a transcript of the gene thada, whose product is annotated as THADA armadillo repeat containing. Bases 322 to 6219 code for a protein of 1965 amino acids. Gene Ontology annotation, cellular component: cytosol. The record is from RefSeq and is a predicted model, not a curated record. Gene Ontology annotation, biological process: tRNA methylation. The transcript has 37 exons. Lineage: Eukaryota; Metazoa; Chordata; Chondrichthyes; Rajiformes; Rajidae.
AAGGCGGAAUUGACGUUGGCCUGAACUGUUGCAAACAUGGCAGUGUCAGCUUGUGCUAGUGGUCGGGGAAGGGGUUUUGAAAUGAAAUCAUUGCCCUAAACAACGUCGCUAAUACUUAUUUUGCUGCUCAACCAUUGCACGGGCCCCCGUGCUGCACUGAGAUCUAUAAGUCACCCCCACGACCUUUCCAUUUAAACUUAAUUUAACUCAAUUUAACUCCGAAGAGGAAACUGGAGUGAAAUGCACAUCAGCUUCAAGUCGUGCAAGGAAUAAUUUUUGCUGCUUUUUUUCUACCAACGAUUUAAAAUAAUCCGAGCAGGGAUGGUUCUUAAGAAGAAGAAAAACGCCGAGGUUGGUCGGAUUAUUCUGGAUGACCAGAAACUUGCAAGUUUCAGAUCUAUUGCAACCGGUGAGGAGAACAGCCUUGUAAAUCUUCUUCUGGAAUGCGUAGAGUUAAAGGAUGGAAUAGAACAACUGCAUUUACUGAAGAAGAUUGGUUCUUUGUUACGAAAGCUAGACACAAACUCUGUUCAUAAUUCACAAACUGACAGCUGUAUGGAAAUACUGGUUGCAAUUUAUUGGGGUCUGGAAUCAAAAAGCCCCUUGAAAAGAGCAACAGUAAGUACUCUGGGCUGUGUUCCUGAAAACCUGGAGGAAGAAGUGGUUGGUUGCCUCGUCAGUUGCCUGAGGAAGGAAAUGUUAACGGUGGAGAAAUCCCACGUUAGGAAGACGAUUGACUCCAUUGCAGCCUGCAUGGAGAAUUUUAGCCUGGGUGAAAAAUGCAUGCAGGUGAUAUAUCUGGAGGUCCUUCAGUUUCUGCAAACAGCACUGCUCGACUUCAAGUUGCAAAAUAAGAGCCUUGGUGGGCAACACAUUCUGCAGAACAAGCUGAUGUACGAUUUGCUGCUAGCCUUAAAAACGUCUAUGGUCCUUGUUCAGAAAGUUCAAGGCAAAAUACAUGGCAUUUUCUGUAAAAAUCCUGAGCCAGCUCUCUGUGAAUGCAUGUGUGGGCUACUUGCAUCCUUUACUGAUAUAAUCAUCGAUGGAAAUUUCUUACAGAACGUUCAGAGUUCGGCUGGGAUGGCUGUGCUACUGUUUAUCAAGACUAUUGUGGAACGUGAUGAAUUGUUACCAAAGUUGGUUCACGAUCUGCUUUUUAACUCCACAAAAAGAGUUCAUGAUGCACCAGGAUGGCUUGUUCAGAGUUGUGGGGGACUUUACAGAGCUGCACCUCCUGAUGAUGCAGUUCUUUUCCUCAUCCAAGGAACGUUGACAAUGCUAGACUGGGGCAGUAGGAGCAUGAGAGAUGGCGGUGACCAACUCUUGCUAGAUAUAUUAACCACUCUCUUGUUACUCAACACCUGUUUGCAGGAAUCCAGUAUGGCAUUGUCGGUUUCCAGAACUCUGAGUUUUUGGACAACAUCUGCAUUAGAUGCUCUCCAUUCUGACUCCUGCUCCCAGCAUCUGAAACAUUCCUUGAAUGGAAACUCUGAAUCCAUUCAGAAACUGCUAGGAUAUGUUUGGACACAUUUGGAACAUCCUUUGGAUGCAUUGAGAUAUCAGACUAAAGCUAUAUUUAAAAACAUUUUAAAGAUUCACCAGAAGACCAUCGAAGGUUCAACUGAAGAGACAGAUUUAUUCUUCUUAAAUCUGACACAGAGUUUGCUGGAUUUAGAAUGGCACAUCAAAGGAAAAUAUAUUUCGCUGAGCUGUUUAGUAGAAUAUUUGGGUACUGAUUAUAUACUAGCCGUCGAUGACUCCAUUCCUAAACAAGUCUUAGGGAUAAUGCAUGAGCAGUCAUUAGCAACAUAUGCAACCGAUUUAUUGGAAAAAAUGUUCAUCGGUCAUAAGAAUCAGUUGAAUUCUUCACCCCAAUCAAGCAAUUGGAUUGAACAGUGGCACAAAACCUGGGUCUUGCCAUUUCUCAUGGCCUUGUGUGACGAGAAGUCCAGCCAAACAACUGCCAUCAUUGACCACUAUCUUCCCAAGUUAUUGAAAUGCAAUCCAGACAGCCUGACCUAUAUGAUCGAAGAGAUUCGCUCUUCUGACAAGGCUGGUAAGAACGGUGCCCUCAGCUGUAGAGGUGCUCUCGGAGCAUUGAUGACCUGCCUGAGAACAGCUCGAGCUCAGGGACUCUGGAGUACUGAGGAUAAAUCUACAUGGGACCAGCUGAUACCUGUCAGCCUGAUAAAACAGGCUUUGGUUCACAAACAUGAACAGGUCCGUUUAGAUGCCUUGGGUUUGAUAUGUGAGACAAACCGCACUACAGAGAUGGUAUCUCAGCGAGAGAUGGACUUGGUAAAAUUCUUCCUUCCGUAUAACCUGAACAGUCAGUUUCCUGCCAUAAGGCAGAAGAUUGUGUGGGUAAUGAGAAAGCUCUUCUACAGGAUAAGGGACAGUUCCCAAAUACUUUAUAAACAAACUCAGGCAAUUAAUAGGCAGAAGAACAGCGGAUGUGAAGAAAAAGCAAAUAAUCAGGAUCCAGAAACUCAGCUUCAACAGUACAAGGAUUUUUUGAUGUGGGUGUGUGAACGAUUAUUCCAAGCUCUGUUUCCAGGUGCUUCCUACCCGAGCAAUUUCAUUGUCUUGAGUCUUUUGGGAAUAAUUGCUGAACUUUCUGACGAUGCGGAGGGUCAAACUUACAGAGUGAUACAAAUAACUGAUGCCAUGCAGCCUGCCUAUUCUGAUGCUUUGUUAGGGUGUUUGAAUAGCACCUUCGAGGAAGUUAAAUUAUUAGCCUAUGAUCUUAUGAGGAAACUUCCAGCAACACUUUUUGGACUGCAGGACGGUGAGAAACUGCACACACUUUUGCAGGCAGCUUUGGACUUGUCGACCAGCACAAAACCUUAUGACUGCGUUACUGCUUCCUACCUCUUUGCCCUACUGGUACAGCAGAAGGGUUUCCUGCUAGCUCUUCGCGCUUGUUCUUCCAAACAACAAAUGACUGGUGACCAAUUUGAUGGCCUCAGCAAGGCUGAUGGAAAGCAACCAGAUAAGGAAACUGUAGAGACCAAUAUUUUAGAAGUUAUUAAGUACCUGGUGAACUGUUUGUCAGAUGAGAUCAGACAGGCUGCAAAAUCUCUGGUGCAUGCGGCAGCCUCCAACCCCUUAUAUGGAAGAGUACAUUGCAUCAUUGGAACUCUGCAACAACUCUCUCUGAAGUCCAUCACAAAAAUAGCAGAAUGGCGGCAGGUUGUAGAAGGGCUGAUUUCAAUGGCCUUUCAUCUGUCGACAGUGGUGUCUCCUAUUUGUCAGAGCUCCUCACCAGAAGGGCUAAUUCCAAUGGACGCAGAUCUCGAGACGGCUGAAAACUUGCAGAAGAUUAUAAGUGAAAUAAAACCACGGGACACAAACGAUUACUUUGCACAAGUGAAAGUGAUGAAAAGUGAUGAAGACAAAGAAACAAGUAGAAAUCUUCCUGGAGACGGCAAUCCUGCUGAAGAUUUAAGCAUGACAAUGACCGAUGCAGAUGGUCGUUCCUGCCAGGUUACUGCCCAAAUGGUUCUCGUGUGUUGUUGGAGAAGUAUGAAGGAAAUCUCCUUGCUCUUAGGAUUCUUGUGUCAGAAUGUACCUGUUCAGUCGGUGCCUGACUCAAAGGAUGGACUACUCGCAUUCCAUCAGGUUUGGGCAAUUGGAGAGUAUUUCAAAUACCAGCUUCUCCAGUCAAGGCAUAGAGGUGCAUUUGAGUUGGCUUACGUUGGAUUUAUAAAACUGACCGAAAUGUUCACCAGAUGCAACAACAGUGAUCUGCAGAAAUUAACUCUACAAUGGCUAGAAGAAGUUCUACAGGAAAUUAAGUCCAGUGCCCCGUCAUCCAAGCUGUGUGCCACCAGGCGCAGUGCUGGGAUCCCGUUUUACAUUCAGGCCUUGGUGUCUUCUGAGCCGAAAUGCUCUAACACGGGUUUUCUCAAGCUGACGAUGAAUGAAUUGAUCGCACUUUCCAUGCCAGCAGUGCCGUUAGCCGGCUCCCAGGAUGAACACACCACCAUUCCACAGGUUCACGCUCUGAAUAUCUUGAGGGCACUGUUCAGGGACACCAAAUUAGGCGAAAAUGUCAUUCCCUACGUGGCAGACGGAUUGCAAGCAGCCAUCCUUGGGUUUAUGUCUCCAGUAUGGGCAGUACGAAACUCUUCCACGUUGCUGUUCAGUGCGCUAAUCACCAGGAUAUUUGGAGUCAAACGAGGAAAGGAUGAACGUUCCAAGAAAAACAGGAUGACAGGCAGGGAAUUCUUUGCUCGUUUCCCCACACUUCAUCCCUUCCUUCUGAAGCAACUGGAAAUGGUGGCAAACACAAUGGAAAGUGACUCUGGUGUUCUGAAGCUCCACCCCAGCCUGUUCCUGUUGCUGCUUGUUCUGGGCCGGUUAUAUCCAUCCCCCAUGGAUGGCACAAGCUCGUCUCUCAGCCUGGCACCCUUUGUGCCUUUAAUCAUAAGAUGUGGUCACUCUCCUGUGUAUCGAUCCCGCGAGAUGGCCGCUCUUGCCCUGGUUCCCUUUGUGGCAAUUGAUCGUAUCCUUCCGACAACACAGUCCUUGAUGGAAACCUUACCUGCUCCCACACAUCCGUUUAUUCGCCAAAACCAGAUCCAUGGGACACUGCUCCAGGCGCUUCAUUUACUGCGAUCCUGCUAUGACUCUAAACAAAGGACCAAUUCAUGCCUUCACCAAGAGUUGCAUGACAUCAUUGGCUGCACUCGAGCCAAAAUAUGGUUGGCAACAAGGCAGAAUCCCUGUUUCCUUACCAGAGCAACUUUUCUUGAUAUCAUCUUUAUCCUUUGUCAUCAUCUCGAUGUGUCAAGCACAGUAGACCCACAGAUUCUGGACUUCUGGCAGAUUGCCCACCACAUUAUACUGGAGUCAGAACUAUUUAAAGACAGUCAAAAGUUUCUACCAGCACCUGGACUCAUUCAGUGGCAAAAAAGCAUCACCAAGCUAACUUUGUCUGUAGUGGCAAAAUCAGUUUCUCUGCGACCAAAGUCACUGUCGAGGGAUGCCAUCUGCAAAUUGGCUUCUGAAAGUGCUGAUGUUCAGCCCCGUCUACUCCUUCCUCAUCUUCUACACUCAGAGUUUCUUGAAGUACGUUUGCUGACCCUGGAGACAGUGUUGUUUUGGCUGGAAGAGAAAGAUUUCCUCCAGGCCAGAGAGACAGAUGAGAAUGUACUGUUCCUCUUAUCAGGAAUUGAGGACACUUUGAAAAAGCUAGCAGUGCAAGAAAAACACCCAGCUUGUCUUGCCAAGGUGCUGAAAAUAUUGUGCCACUUGGAUAUGGAGGGACUCUUUCCUUGGAUAGUGAACGAUUCAGUGAUGAGUGAAGCCAAACUUCUCAGGUGGAUCUUGUCAUUGGCAGACACCACAAAAAGCAGUGUGGAGCUGCAAAGUGCUACGCUUAAUCUGGCUUCAAAAUUAGUGACCCACCUUGUGCAGAAGAAGCAGGAGAAAUCCCUGGAUUCCAUAAGUGAGGAGCUCAAACAGUGGGUCCGUUUAGUUGUGCAGAGCUGUGAGGUGGAGGAGCAGACUGAAAUCCGAUUAACAGCUGCAAAAGUCCUCAUUGAUGCUGUCCCAUCUCUGCUUGCCAACAAACAGCUUCAUUUAGAUCUACUGGACACUUUAACACUGUGGAGAUGUAUUUUCACCCUUCUGCAAGAUGAAGAGCAAGAGGUGAGAGACAAGACGACUGACGUCAUACAGAUGGUUCCGUUUUUUCUGACAGCUUGCAAGGAGAAUGAUAUUUUGUACUCUGUCGUUAAUCCGUCGCUGGCCCUGGAUCUUGGCCUUGGAUUGCUGUGUGAACUUUUGCAGAUCUGGGGCCAGGUCUUGCCUGGUAUUGUAGCCCUCGUUGAAUGGAUGUUGGAAGAAGAUGAUGUGGAAGAAGAUACGGUGAAUGAAACCCUGGGAGAAUAUGACGUGCUUUUUGAUAAAAGCGAAAUUAAUCUUUGGGCCGAGAAGAUCACAUUUGCCAAUCUGCUCCAGAAGCAUCUGUCAAGACUUAUUUCCCAUUCGAGGGCGGUUCCAGAUGAUGAAUCCCAUCUCUGCCUUCUGUCAGCGAAGGCUUCGGACCAAGCGCAGCGGGUAGCGCGGCUUUUUGACGGCCUGCCACCUGCAGCAGAAUUUUCUAGAACAGCCGACUACACAAGGCUGAGCAUUCAAAAAGUGAGGCUGUUGAACACAGCCCAACUAUUGAGGCUGUUUGGAUUGGGUGCCAUCAUUGUUGGGCACUUCUGAAGUGGAAUGAUCUCAUUGUUUGACUUGGCCCAAAGCUGAGGAACAUCAGAUCAGCAGAAAUAGAAAGAGAGGCUUGUGGCGGCCGUAGAAAGACUGUAUCCUGUUGGGAUGUGCUCAUUACCACGUGAAGAUUCUUGUGCCAGUGAUAACUAGGGGGUAUCAGUUACUCCCCUCACGAUUGAAAGCUGGACUUUGUUAGCAUCAGAAAUGAACUCUUAUUAUUGUUGGUGUGGUAAUGUUAUGUGGACCUACCUGGUCCAGAUUUGCAAAUUACAAUUUGAAUAUGGAGAAAGCUUGGAUGAAUCUUAAUUCACAUGUCUUUAUGAUUUCUACAUCAAAUAAAUUUUAAAUAUAGUAUUUA